Symbiodinium sp. CCMP2592 is the source of this 309-nucleotide messenger RNA. The record is from the annotation of a GenBank genome assembly. NCBI's taxonomy places the organism in Eukaryota, Dinophyceae, Suessiales, Symbiodiniaceae.
AUGCCGACCUACGAUGUUCUCGUGCUUGGCGCAACAGGCUUCACCGGCCGCCUUGCCUGCGAAUACUUGGCCAACCGAGGCGGCGAGAAGGUGAACUGGGCCAUGGCUGGGCGCAGCCUCGACAAGCUAGAGAAGAUCCGGAAGGAGCUGCCAGAAAGCGCAAAGGACACGCCCUUGGUGAAGGGACAGUCGGGGCAGCAGGCCACAAUCGUGACACUUUUCGUGCCAUUUCUUUUCUUCUCUUCGACUAAACUUGGUGCGGAGCUCCUCACAUCGGAAAAGUCGAGCUCGUCUUUGGCUCAUAAGUAG